This is a messenger RNA of Loxodonta africana (African savanna elephant), 1606 nucleotides long. RefSeq names its product solute carrier family 30 member 2 (gene SLC30A2). Lineage: Eukaryota; Metazoa; Chordata; Mammalia; Proboscidea; Elephantidae. The coding region runs from base 1 to 1134 and encodes 377 amino acids. The transcript has 8 exons. Gene Ontology annotation, molecular function: zinc ion transmembrane transporter activity. Gene Ontology annotation, biological process: response to zinc ion; zinc ion transmembrane transport. Gene Ontology annotation, cellular component: plasma membrane. The record is from RefSeq and is a predicted model, not a curated record.
AUGGAGGCCACAGAGAAGCAGCAUCUGUUGGACGCCAGGCCUGAAGCUCGGUCAUACAUGGGAUCUGUACGGCAGGAUGGGGCUGGCUGGAUCCCUCUGCCCCAGCGUGGCCUAGACUUGCAGGCCAUUGAGCUGGCCGUCCAGAGCAACCACUACUGCCAUGCUCAGAAUGAUCCUGGCAGCCACUACGACCCCAAGAAGGAGCGAGCUCGGAGCCAGCUCUAUGUGGCCUCUGCCAUCUGCCUGGUGUUCAUGAUUGGGGAAGUUGUUGGUGGGUACCUGGCACAUAGCUUGGCGAUAAUGACCGAUGCAGCCCACCUGCUCACUGACUUUGCCAGCAUGCUUAUCAGCCUCUUCUCCCUCUGGUUGUCCUCCUGGCCGGCCACCAAGACCAUGAACUUCGGCUGGCAGCGAGCUGAGAUCCUGGGAGCCCUGCUGUCUGUGCUGUCCAUCUGGGUGGUGACCGGGGUGCUGGUGUACCUGGCGGUGGAGCGGCUAAUCUCUGGGGACUAUGAGAUUGAGGGGGGGACCAUGCUGAUCACAUCGGGCUGUGCAGUGGCUGUAAACAUCAUAAUGGGGCUGAUCCUUCACCAAUCUGACCAUGGGCACAGCCACGGCCACAGCCACAGCCACAAUACCAGUGAGCAGCAGCAGAACCCCAGUGUCCGAGCUGCCUUUGUCCAUGUGAUUGGGGACUUUAUGCAGAGCUUGGGCGUCUUGGUGGCAGCCUAUAUUUUAUACUUCAAGCCGGAGUACAAGUACGUAGACCCUAUCUGCACCUUCCUCUUCUCCAUCCUCGUCCUGGGGACGACCUUGACCAUCUUGAGAGAUGUGAUCCUGGUGCUGAUGGAAGGGACCCCCAAGGGCGUGGACUUCACAGCUGUGCGGGAUCUGCUGCUGUCGGUGGAGGGGGUGGAAGCCUUGCACAGCCUGCAUAUCUGGGCGCUGACCGUGGCCCAGCCUGUCCUGUCUGUCCACAUUGCCAUUGCUCAGAACGCAGAUGCCCAGGCUGUGCUGAAGGCGGCCAGCACCCGGCUCCAGGGGAAGUUCCAUUUCCACACGAUGACCAUCCAGAUUGAGGACUACUCUGAGGACAUGAAGGACUGUCAGAAGUGCCAAGGCCCCUCUGACUGACUGCUUGGCCAGGCACCGACUGGGGUAUGGACAAGACCUGCAGGUGGCAGGACUGAGUGCCCCAGGCCCAGCCAGGACUUCACUACCCAGGCUGCUUCAUAAAACUCCUGACCUCUGCUCCAUGUUCAGUGGGGAGCCUUGCCCUACCUUAGGAAUGGGGCUCUUCCCCUGCCUCCCCCAUCUGACUAUGGCCAGCCCGGGGGUGGGGACUUGGCCAGUAUAAAUCCAGUGUGACCCAUUCCUCGAGCUCCUGCGUCAGCUCUUGGUGGGAUUGGGUUUGGGCCUAAUUCUGAACUAAUGCUGUCUUACCCCCCGCAGCAGGCAAGGCAAUGGGGCACCUCAAUAUCCCCUCGCCUGCCUCCCUCAUUUCCCAUUUCACCCUGCCUAGCCUCUGCCUUAUGAAUCUGUAAUGAAUCCCUGGAACAGAGCCCCUUCCUUCUGCCCAAAACAAUAUGGUUGAAGGAGGCCAUGG